AUGCAGAUUCCAUUGCUUCGUUUACAAUGCGGCGUCAACAGUUACGACUGGGGCAAGGUUGGCGAGACGUCUGCUGCAGCCCGUUAUGCGGCCACGACUGCAGCACCAGAAUUUUUGAUUGAGGCUGAGAAACCUUACGCUGAGCUAUGGAUGGGUACCCACCCCUCUCUGCCUUCGAAAGAUGUCGAAACCCAGCGUACCCUCCUCGACCUUGUCCAAGAUAACCAAGCAUUGCUGUCAUCGGAGAUCAGUGAACGCUAUGCGGCUCGACUCCCUUUCCUCUUCAAGGUGCUCUCUAUCCGUAAAGCACUGAGCAUCCAGGCCCACCCCAAUAAGAAGCUUGCUGAGCAGCUGCAUGCGCGGGACUCAAAGAACUACCCCGAUGACAACCACAAGCCCGAGAUGACCAUUGCCAUUACACCGUUCGAGGGACUCUGUGGGUUCCGCCCACUCGCCGAGAUCGUACACUUCCUGCAAGCAAUCAAGCCUCUUCGCGACUUAAUUGGAGAAAACGUGACAAGCGAGUUUGAGACGACUGUACAAGGAAAUGAAAACUCCGAGGAUGAUGCUGUGGUGCAGCGCAACAAAGACGCCUUGCGCGUCCUGUUCAGCUCCCUAAUGGAGUCAUCUUCCGAGAAGAUCGAAGCCGCAUCAAAGGACCUGGUCGCAUUGGCAGAGAGCUCAUCAGCGACCUUCGGUACAUUGUCCGGAGAGGUUGAGACCAAUCCGAGCAACCCUGAAGAAUUAGCCUCCAUCAUCCAGCGACUCGAUGGACAAUUCCCCAACGACAUUGGUCUGUUUGUUUUCUUCUUCCUUAACUUUAUCAAGCUAGAGCCCGGUGAGGCGAUGUUCUUGAAGGCCGAUGACAUUCACGCCUACGUGUCUGGAGACAUCAUUGAAUGCAUGGCAUCAUCCGACAAUGUCAUGUUGACGUACUCGUACGCCCCUAUCGAGGAGCAGAAGCUCCGUCCUGUGGACUAUCCCUACACAGUCUUCAAUGCGACAGCUUACUCAAGUGCUUCAUCAUCUUUGCUGUACGACCCUCCCAUCGAGGAGUUUAGUGUGGUCAAGACCGAUCUGAACCGGACUGGCGCCAAGGCAACCUUUGACCCGAUUGUCGGACCUAGCAUCUUGAUCUGUACCUGUGGCAAGGGCACGAUUUCUGUGGGCCCUAAGACUGAGGAGGUACAGGAGGGCAAUGUCUUCUUCAUCGGGGCAGACGCAGAGUGUGUGAUCGUGAACUCUGGAAGUGGAGAGGGCGAGGAGAAUGUCUUUACAACAUACAAGGCAUUCUGUGAACUGGACGCUUCUCUUGGCCGAGCGAAUCUGUGA
Molecule: messenger RNA, 1332 nt
Organism: Penicillium malachiteum
Lineage: Eukaryota; Fungi; Ascomycota; Eurotiomycetes; Eurotiales; Aspergillaceae
Gene: pmi1
Product: mannose-6-phosphate isomerase pmi1
Exons: 7
Coding region: 1-1332 (443 amino acids)
Biological process (GO): GDP-mannose biosynthetic process; carbohydrate metabolic process
Cellular component (GO): cytosol
Molecular function (GO): mannose-6-phosphate isomerase activity; zinc ion binding
Source: RefSeq, a predicted model, not a curated record